AUGAAAAAUGGUUGUAUGAAAAUCAUUUUUUAUUCAUCGCAAUCACGAUGCCAAAAUUUCCUCGAUGAUCUCAAUAAUGAAGAUUUCAAUUGCGUUCUAGAAUUCAUAUACGAUGUUAAAAAACAAAACGCACUAGAAAUUCCUACACAUUCUGAAAAAACCCUUAUUGAGCUUAUCCAAAGCUUAAGCGUUGAAGAAAAAAAAAAUGCAAUCAAGUUGUUAGAAAAUAUGAGAUACCCAAAAGGAAAAAAUCGAGGAAAAAUCAUAUCACCGUAUUUACAACAGCAAUUGGUUGACGUAAUUUCCAAUUCUCUUUAUCGGCCACAAUCGAGUUACGCUGCCUUGCAAAAGGAAUUAGUUGACUUUGGUGUGCAAAAUGCAUUAAUAAAAUUCGAUCAAAUCUUUAGUACUAGUUAG
Cetraspora pellucida is the source of this 417-nucleotide messenger RNA. NCBI's taxonomy places the organism in Eukaryota, Fungi, Glomeromycota, Glomeromycetes, Diversisporales, Gigasporaceae. The record is from the annotation of a GenBank genome assembly.